Molecule: messenger RNA, 7261 nt
Organism: Cyprinus carpio (common carp)
Lineage: Eukaryota; Metazoa; Chordata; Actinopteri; Cypriniformes; Cyprinidae
Product: death-inducer obliterator 1
Exons: 13
Coding region: 1-6009 (2002 amino acids)
Biological process (GO): DNA-templated transcription
Cellular component (GO): nucleus
Source: RefSeq, a predicted model, not a curated record
AUGACAGUUGAGCCCAACACUAUUAUCAAGCAGGCUUUGUGUUUGUUUGUGUUUUGGGUGUCGGUUGAGGAUGAGAUUAAGACCGAGGAGAAGGCAGCUUUACCUAAAUGCAUUGGUCCUGGCUGCAGUAAUGACUCUUUGCCUGAGUCAGUGUACUGCGGUCAUCAGUGUAUUGUGCGGCAUGCAGCAGCGGCAAUGAAGUCUCUCUCUGAACCCAAAAUUGAGACAAAGCCUGCUGCCCCACCAGCUGACCCACCUCUCAAGAGUGAGAAACGGUCAUUUCUUGCAAAGCUUUUCAAGGUGAAGGUCAGUAAGACGCCGGCACAGGAAGAGCGUGUGAGCAAGCAAGACAUGGAUGAAGAGUCUCCGUGCUCCGCUGCGGUCGCUGAGCCUGUACAGUCAACCACACCAUCCACUCCUGCUCCAGAUUACAAACCCACCGUUAAAGAGAAAGAUAAAGUCGAGUGCAGUACCAGCACACCACAGAGCCAACCUUCAGAUCCAGACAUGUCCUCUUCUGAAAAAGUCCCCGCAGCUCCACUCAUUAAGAAGUCCACUCCAGGAAGAGCAAAGAAAACCAUGCCAGGCUCUCCACGCCUGGAGCUUCUGAAAGGGGCUCUCGGUAAAAGCCCUUUAUCUAUCCCUAAAAAGCUCUGUGAAUCCAAGGCACCCAUUGAGUCCAGUAAAGCCGCAGAAGUGGUUACCUGUGGCCCCUGGGAGGAAGAGCCCACUGCGGCCCCUCGCGCCAGUCCUCUGCUGAUGAGACAAAGCAUUCGCCGCUCGCUGAGUACAGUUCUCUGCAGAAGGUUCAGUCAGAGUGAUGAUUUGAAGAUUUCUGAGAGUGAAACUGAAAAGAUGGCUGUGGACAUGGAGAAAGAGAUGUUCAAUAUGUGUUACACAACAGAUGAGGAGUAUAAGAAUAAAUACCAGUAUCUUGUCCUCACCUUGAAAGAUCCCCAAAACAAGGAACUGUGUCAUCAGGUUUUGAAAGGAAACAUACCUUCAGUGAAGCUCAUUCAGUUGAGUCAGCAGGAGAUCUCUAUGGAGAAGGAAUCAUCCCUUUUUUCUGAGGAUGUGGAAGAACCAGCUACUCCUCCUGAGAAAGUGCUGAGUGUGGACACCACGCCGUCACCGAGCGCAACCACUCCUUCAGAAGAGCAAUCAUCUCUGAAGCUGCCUCAGGCAAAGGAAAAAUGCUUAGGUGCUCCAGAUGUGAUCAGCUGCAUGCUGAAAGACACUACAGCAGAACACAAGCGCCAUCUCUUUGAUCUUAAUUGCAGGAUAUGUACAGGCCAAGUAUCCACUGAUGAUGAUCCCGAAACCAAGAAACCCAAGAUGACGAUGACAAAAGAUGAGACAGAAAAGGAGAAAUCUUCAGGGGUUGUUCACGUGAUCAAUGAAGCGUUGGAUUCUGAUAUAAUCGAGUCCCCUGCUUCUCCCAGCGGGGAGGACCUAAACUCACAGAUACCCUCUGCAGAGUUCUCUCCUGUGUUGAUACCUUCAGUUCCCACUGUGCCCAUCUCAAGAAGAGACCCCCGUAGAGCACAGUACCGACAAGCUCCGCCAUUGUCUGCCGGCCCAGAGUCUGCCUCAAUCCCACAGCAGCCUGUGAAGAACGCACCAGAAUCUCUGAAAGAGACGCUUCCACCACAUGUGUCCGUACCUAUUCCUGCUCCUAUGCCAAAAUCUAUCCUCAUGAAACCUUCGCCAGCUUCUCUGGACACUUCAUAUGGCUCAACGACAAGCCUGGCAGAUUGUGAUAAAGGAACAAAACAGUUUUUAUCCAAACAGAACAUUAUAUGGAAAGGCUUUCUUAACAUGCCAACUGUGGCCAAAUUUGUCACAAAGGGAUACUUGAUUUCUGGCUCUCCUGACUUUUUAAAAGAGGACUUACCAGACACUAUACAAGUUGGAGGAAGGAUAUUACCUCAAACGGUGUGGGAAUAUGUUGAUUUGAUAAAAACAUCAGAGGCAAAGGAGCUGUCAUUAAUCCGGUUCCAUCCAUCUUCUGAAGAGGAAGAGGUUGCAUAUGUCUCUCUGUUUUCAUAUUUCAACAGUCGUAGGAGAUUUGGGGUUGUUUCUAAUAUUUGUAAACACAUCAAAGAUCUUUACCUCAUUCCUUUGAGUACAAAACAGUCCAUCCCUGCGGUGCUUCUUCCUAUUGAUGGACCAGGGCUUGAACAGAAUCACCCUAAUCUCCUAAUAGGGUUAGCAGUCUGUCAAAAGCCGAAGCGUCCCGAGGGAUUGCCACAAGAUGUUGGCGAAAAGAAUUCUAGGUCCUCGAUGUGUUUGGAUGGGAAGGGAACCAGCAAUCCUACCUCACUAAAUGAUCCUGGACAACAUAGCAUAAAGACUUGUGAUGCUGACAUCUUCCUCAACUCAAAUUCGGCUGGAUCUUUACCUUCAGUUGGGUUACCAGAUCCAUCAUGCUCUGCCAGCGCUCUAUGUGUCCCAUCUUCUCUCCCUAGUGUGUCAAAUCCCACCCCAUCUGUCAGUCUGGGCCCAUUCAAAGACUCCACCAGUAACACCCCACUUCAGACCAUCCUUAACACAUUAUUUGGACAAAAGAAACAGCCCUCAGAUGUCACAGAGUGUAAGAUUAGCUCAUCAGCAGAUACGGUUCAGAUUUGUCAACAGACUUGCAAAGAUGAUGAUGCAAUGAUAUUAGGUGAUGACAGGCCUUACGAUCCUGAGGAGUACGAUCCGGCAUGUUCUAAUGGGGCCAUGGGUUCUCUCAGUCCAGCUGAAGUUUUGGAACCUAAAGGUCCAUCUGCAGUGGCUGAUGAUGAUGAUGAUAGACCUUAUGACCCCGAGGAAGAGUACAGUGCAGUUGGUAAUGGUGUUACUGUCAGAAAUAAUGCACCGAAAGCAUCAGAGGCUAAACACACAGAAGAGUCCUCUACAGUUACCAGUGAUGUAGCUUAUGAUCCAGAGGAUGAGACAAUGUUUGAGGAGAUGCAAAAUUACCUCACAAGUAAUGCUAUACCUCACAAAUCCACCUCCUGUGAACAUAACAUGCCACAUUACAAUGAUAACACCUCAGUUACAACAUUCUCUGAGCAGCAAAAAAUUCUAGAAGAGUUGAAUAGGCAGAUAGAGGAACAGAAAAGACAGUUAGAAGAACAGACAGAAACUCUACGCCUACAGAAGGAAGCAAUUGGUGUUUCCAUGGCCCAUUUCUCUGUUUCUAAAGCUCUGAUGUCACCAACACAGUUUGAUAAGGAUGAAGAAGAAAGCAUAGAAAACGUACCGUACUGUCCAGUAAUUCAUCAGACUAGGGAUCCACGGAUCUGUCGAAAAACAAGCCAGGAUAUGCCAGUUGAUGAUACUGAAUGUGAGGCUAUAGAUAAAGAAAGUGCAGAGACAUUAUUAAACACAGAGGAAGCCAAUAAUGAAGUCCUGAACAAAUCUUUUACCACAAAGAAAGAGAAAUUAGCUUCUGAUAAAGCAAUGCCCAAAGAAGGAUCACCAGACACUAAAAGUGCACAACAAAAGAACACUAAAUGCUCACACUCAGAGUACACACACAAAAAUCAAGGCAGUAGAAGGUCCACACUGAGCACAUACAGGUCAUCGAGGAGGAGGUCAUGGCACGAACACAGGUCAUACAACCAAGACAGGGCAUCUUUAAGAGCAUCGCGUACAGUUAGAUCCUCAAAGGAUGACUCAGACAAACACCAUAGAAGUAGACACUCUGCAGGGCAUAUCUCUAGAGGAUGUUACAGUGACAAAAAAGGAGUGACAACAUCAAGGAAAAGGCAUUAUCACCAUCACAGAGACUCAUCUUCACCCCCAAGGUAUCGUCGGAGAAGUCAUUAUUCCCCCGUAUCACACUCAAGCCGGAGAGACAAAUCUUCACAUGACGACAGUGACCAGUCACGCAAGACUGACCUGUCCGAGCAUAACACUAAACCUUCACAACAUGAAUCUGGCCAGGUGCCAGACAGUGAUAGCAUGCAAUCUGUGUACACAUCAGGACAGAGUGUUAAAGUGGAGGGGGAGGCUGAUAAUUGCAAAUACAAACAUUUGGCUGAAGUUCAGAAAGGUGGUCCUCAUAAUACAAAACAUGAGGCUGAUCAAAACAAGGGACUUCAGUCGUUCCAAAACCCUGGGGAGGGUUCUUCACAGCCUCUGUUAAAUAAAUCAAUUGACAAAAAUCUGCCACUUUCAGUCCUGUCUGAAAUGAAAAGGGAGAAUUUGCCCCAGAACCAAACUGACUCUUCUAAUCAAGGAGCACUACUGCCUACACCCUGUCUGGCCCAUGGUGCUACUGACCUACCUUCACACAGAGUUACACCAGCAUCACAGCCAUCUGGCAUUCAGACAGGCGUUUUUCAACAUGAUACCCAGCCACCACAUAACCAAACAGAUAGUUUUUCUGAGACUGGCCAGAUUGAUCAAAAGAGAAACAUGCCAUCAAUGCAAAGGCCAAAUUAUUCACAUAAGACAGACCAAUUACAUUCAGGAGAUUACCCUCAAAGAGCUUUCCAUUCACAAUAUAGAAAUUUAUCACAAUCUGACCCCGAUCAGUUCUUUUCCAGAGAACUGCCUCAAAAUAAAAGAGGGAAGUUUAUGCAUGAUGCAGACAACAACAAUCAACCUUAUGUAUCUCACAAACAGGAAGAAUUCUCCACAGGCACAUUUCACCAAAAACAUCCCAACCACAGGCUCAGAAGGUUUCCAGUGGAAGCGACAGAUCAGGUUCAUCAAAGCCAGCAACCCAGACCUGACCAGUUACAUGAAUGCAACUUUGAAGAACCUGAAACCACUGGAUUAUGUCACAAAAAAUACACAUCUUAUAAACAAGGCCAGAAUUUUAAUGAGGAUGAAUCUGUCCAGUUUCAGCAAAGAGAGUCACUAUUAGGGCCUCCUCCUGUGCACAAAGGCAAUUUCAGACCUCUUAAUCCUAGAGAGCACUUCCACCCUUCCACCUUUGAUAAGUGGAAGCCUUUGAGAGAGCGUCCUUCUGUAAUGAAACGGAGAAGUCCUGAAUUUGUUCAGCCUAGGGAUGGUAAUUCUGGUAGUUCUACAAACUUUGGACCUAGGGGCCAAUCCUCAGGUUUUGUGAGGUACGAAAGCCCGACUAAAGAUCUUCAACCCAGUGGACCAUUUGCAGAAGAGAUGUUUGAGAGUUCGGGACCUGCUCGACCCAUUGGAUUAAAGGACCCAUCUCAAAGACAACGUUCUUUUAGGUGUGGUAGGGGUAGACACAGGGGUUCACGUCAGGUAAUGCAUGAUAGAACCCAUCUAAUGAAUUCAACUAAACAAAUGAGCAUUCCUAAUGUUGAAGGGCCAUCGGAGAGACAGAUUGACGCCAGAGGCUCGCACACAACCCCAACCAGUAAAUCUCACGUGCCACAUCUUGCUAAUCCAAGUGGUUAUGCACAAGAUGAACUACAAAGCCCUGAUCACCACCAAACAUUUGCAGAGGAUGCAGCAGAAGACAGAAUGCACACAGGUUUUUCAAGACAGGCUCCAUCACACUCUCAGGACCCAGCACAUGGGGCCAUGCAUAGCCGGUUUGAAGAACAGCAGUAUACUGAAAUCAAGGGUCAACCAAGAGGGCUUCAAAAAUUCAGAGGACGAAGAAGAGGCAUUGUGGGCCCAUUUUAUGCCAGGGGUCAUAAAAAUACAGCAGAAGUAAGGGGACCUUGCUUUGAUUCACCACAACAGUUUUUGGGCCAAAGAGGACCAUCUCUUGGUUUACAUAGACGGAGAAGACCUUCACCUCAAAACUGUGACAGUUUUGAUGAUCAUAAUGAAACCCAUUCAUCUGAUUUUCCCGACCAUUCCACUACCACCCCCACUCAUUUUACAAAACCACAGCAUAAGCAUUUGGGACAGCCACCUGCAAAUUUGGAGGGCUGCCUCAGACAGACUAAUGUACGUCCUUUACGACUAUCAGGUCCACUACUCCCCACUCCUCCCGGAGGGCCGAUUAGGAGGAACCUUUCCCGGGGACGCGGACAAAACUCUCACAAUGAAUGUAACAGGGACUACUUGACCUAAGACAAGGUCAUGUCGCAAAGGAUGUUAAUGGAUGCUGUAUUCAUGAAGAUAAGCCAAGCAUUAGUAACUGUUUUAAACUUCUGCAAAGUGGUUUUUCUAAAAGUGUAAUUCAGGAGGAACAAAGAGUUGAGUGUGAAAGUGGACCGGAAGAACCGAGUGUUCAGGAGGACGAAAUCUGUACAAGUUGGAGGAAAGAUAUUACCUCAAAUCUGAUAUCUGAAGACAGGCUACACAACACAAGGAAAAUAUGAUGAAGAGGAGACUGAGUUGUUUAAAAUGUUUUUUUUUUUUUUUUUUUUUUUUUUUUUAUAAUAUAGAGGAAAUGUUAGAGUACAUGGCUGCAGACUAUAUAGAAAUGAUAGGAGCAGGUCUUGCAGUGUUUGGCUGAGUAGUCAAGAUUUAAACUAUCGGGUGCUGCAAAAUUGUAAUAUAGAUUCAGUUCAGUUUGCAAAAUGUUCAGAAUUAGAAUGGAUUGAAUAAAGGAGCAAGACAACCCCUCUGAAAGUUUGAAUUAAUAUUUACCAGUUCAAGCAUAAAUACACCUUGUUAUACACCAGUACACUGUGUGUGUGUGUUCAUUGUCUGUUCUGGAAAGUGAAGCAGUGAAUGUCAGUCAAGCAGUUUUUGAUAAAUCUGUUAAAAUUUUCUUGAAAGGCUGAAGGUUUGUUCAUCCUUCCAUGCCAACUAAAUUACUUCAAGUUGAUUACUAAAAAAUGUUUUGGUUUGUUUUGUGGAAGCAGGACAUGGUCAUGUUAACUACUGACAGAAGUUUGUAAAAAAAGAUUGUUUUCUCUUGCAAUGAAAAAAGUUCUUGGAGCUAAAAAUAGCAGUGUACAUUUGUGCAUAGAUUUUUAUGUAAUUUUCUAAAUGUAUAUUUGUAAGUAAUUCAGAGCCUCAAAAGAUGGAAUCUUUUGGAACAUCCACUGAUGUCAUUUAUUAAACAACUGAACCACAAAUCCUGACCAGUGCACAUGAUUGUCUCUAAUUGUGUCUCUUCGACCAAAAUAAAAAUUCUGAUUGUUUAAUUACCCUUACGUGGUUCCAAUACUGUUUUUUCUUCUUCUGUAGAAUACAAAAUAAUAUAUUUUGUAAAACACUGGGAAUCAAGCAACGGGAACCAUUGACUUUAAUUGAAUGCACAAAAAACAUGUUUUUCCCCCAUGUCCCACAGAAGAAAUAACACAACAUACACACAAACACAUACAGUCAUGGAAUGACAGUAAAUUAAUAAAUGAUGACACAAAAAAAAAAA